CUAGAUUCCCCACCUCUAAAAAAAAAGGGUGUAGGGUGAUGGGGGUGGGUGAGUGUUGGGGUUUUACCUGCUGUAUGAACUAGACCUAUUUACCACUCCCACCCCAGAGAGGACAGCUAGUUCUGCUCUCUUGGCUCUGUGACAUUGUUGGGAUUCUGACUCAUGAUCUUUGGGUUAUAAGGGAACCACUUUUCUGCUUACACCACUAUGGAGCCCGAAGUCAGCUUUCUGUAUCAGUACUGGAACUGAGACAAUACCGGACGGUAGAUGAGGUCACAGCUGAGGUAUAGUAAUUCCAGCUCUACCUGAUCAUGCAGCCAACAAAGUUACGGCGAAAAGGGUCCAUUUGCAAAGCACAAAAGCAUUGGACUGAGCUGAAGACUUUUGAGUCAGAGAGAGAGUUCUACCUCGAGCAGACAUUGGAUGAUACUCGCUUUCUACAGGACACACACCUCUGCCCACAGAUGGGAGUCAGUGACGACACGCCUGACAUUUCAGAAGGCGGUAGCAAGUCUGUCCCAGAAUCCACAGGGGGUCUCAUCACUUCUCUGCAGCCUCUAAGAAUCCAUGGCAGCCUGUCUGAACCACCUCGAACCCCCACACUGCGGGAGUGUGAGGUCAUUAUACGGCAGCUGUAUAAUGCCAACAGUCUCCAGUCUCAGGAACUUGUACGCAUCAAGGCAGUCCUCAGGGACAUUGUGUUCAACCGGAAAAUCACCCCAGAGAACUACAUUAUAGCCAAAGCCUAUCUCGCUGAUGAGAAAAGAACUGAGGAGCCAGAGAGGUUUCCAAAACUUCCUUUUCAAUCCCUGCCUAAAGGACUGGCAGUGUGUCAGGCCAACAUGGCAGAGAGAGUGAUCCUUCCCUCUCUCAAACAGAGCCUCAGCAGGAGAACUCGAGCUGUUCAAAGGAGCUGCUUAUGGAGGAAAAUACCAUAAAUACUAAAAUACUAUAGGCAGGAUUCUUUUUUGGCCAUUUGUAGUCUAAAGCAUAUCUAUACAAGGCAUCAUCUCAUAGUAAAAUUGUUAGAAUUAGAAGCAGUGUUUCAGAUCUUUUUACACGAAGCUCAUCAUUAAAAGACAUUCAAUUUUUAUGAUAAAUACAUUUAAAAAAAUCUUCCAAGACUUUCUUUUUACCCACAAUAAUUCAGGCUGCACACAUUACCAGUGAAACUUUAGAUUAUUUCGGGGAUGAAAAUACAAGAGUAUUAAAAUAUUCUUUGUAAAACUUAUCCAUCAUACUGUACAGUAUCUGUUUUAACAAUGCAAGUAUAGCAAUUAUUUAUUUUAAAAGAACAUAUUUGUCCAUUUUCUCUGCAAGAAGCAUUAACUAAUUUCAGAUCCUUUUUGUUUGUCAUUAUUUAUGCCAAUUUACCAUAAACAAAUGGAUUACUGUUCUUUCAGAUGGGUACCCAAAAAAUAUCCUUUGGUUUGCAUGCAUGUCCUCACACAGGCCUGUGAUAAAUAGAUUUAAUGGAUUUGAUAAAAGAGAAAUGCUCAGCUUGGCCCAAAAAUUAAUUAAUACAACCGACUACAACUGGACUAUAGUUCAACCACCCUUUUUCCUACAAGU
Tachysurus fulvidraco (yellow catfish) is the source of this 1572-nucleotide messenger RNA. RefSeq lists its product as uncharacterized. The transcript has 7 exons. Lineage: Eukaryota; Metazoa; Chordata; Actinopteri; Siluriformes; Bagridae. The coding region runs from base 312 to 938 and encodes 208 amino acids. The record is from RefSeq and is a predicted model, not a curated record.